This is a messenger RNA of Mesorhabditis spiculigera, 258 nucleotides long. The record is from the annotation of a GenBank genome assembly. NCBI's taxonomy places the organism in Eukaryota, Metazoa, Nematoda, Chromadorea, Rhabditida, Rhabditidae.
AUGAGCUCGAAUCCAUCAAAGCUGCAGCUGAAGCGGGAGAGGAGGCAAGCAAAUCGGGCCCGCUUGGACGAGCAGCAGCGAGCCGCCCGAGAAGAGCAGAUCGAGCGGACCAGUGCUAUUUUUUGGAAUAGCUUGGCCGGAGAAGAGCAACGGCGGGAACUCCGCGCUUCGUUGAUCCCAAAAAUAUUCGGAGCCCCUACGGAACAAAGGCCGUUGACCAUCGAUGAUCUGCAGUCGCCGUUCCAGCAGAAGCCGAAA